CUCUCCUCCGUCCACUCGCCCAGCUUCCUCCCUCUCCAGCGCGCACUCAUGUCGCCAUCAUCUACUGCGCGCUCCCAUAAGAGCCCUAAGAGCUCUAGCUCUACGUCUUCCGCGGCCCGGAAGACUCUGACUCCGCAGAGAAAACAUCGGAAAAUGCUUCGAGACGGUACCAGCGAGGUUUGGCCAGAAAGUGUCGAACAAAUAUUCGUUCAAGGUCUUCGCCAAUACUGGGAAUCGCCUUGGGCAACUUACUCCCGCGGUCGUAGCCGCUGGCGCAACCAAUAUCUCGUCGACCAUCUUCGCAGUGCCGGUAUUACUCGAACAAAGAAACAAGUCGCAAGCCAUAUUCAAGUCUUGCGAAACAUGUGGAAGGGCGAGGCCGAAUAUCAACUUGUCGCAGGAGGCGAGGAGCUAUUUCAGGAGGAUGGGCUCCUUGUAUCCCCAAAUACAAAGGAACGCAGCCCAGCCUCAGCCUCUUCCGGUCCUUCCGUCAAGGAGGAACGUACCGAGUCCCAAUCACCGCUGACAUCUCCCACGGCUCCUCUCCUUGAUUGCAACUUUCACAGCGAUCCGAGCUCGCAUUCUUCUUCUCCUAUUGGCCUUCCUUCUCCUAACUAUUUCCUCAAUCCAACUCUCCCACCGCCGCUUGCUCUGUCUUCGCCGUGUUCCUCUUCCUCCGGGCCACGGCGCUCUGUCAAGGAUGAACCCAUCUUAUUGAACCCACCGUUAUAUUUCAACGAUUCGUCGUCUAUACCCCUCUCCAACUCCAUCCUUCAUUCCCUACCUUUGCCUCGCAACUUUAUCUCUUCCGUGUCGGUCUGGGCCGAGGGUGUGAAUAGCCUCUCCAUCGACGUCAGACAGGCCUCCCUAUACGCGCACUCCUCGAGGAACGGCUCCUUCAAUAAGGCUGUCGUUUGCUUCCGACUCUGCCUCCCCUCACUCAACAACGGCUCUCCAACCCUGCACGGCUUCUCCGCCGCCAUCGCCUUCGGAGCUCCAUGGACGACUUCCGCGCUGUGCGUCACCCGUGCCUAUGCCGAUAACUAUUGCGAUACUCGAGAGAGCGCGAGCCUCGGGCUCAUGAACUCAUCGCGCACAGCUGGGAGUGCCUGUCAGCCCGUGUCAGUCGUGCUACCAGAUUCGUGGCUGUCGAGGUGCAGAUGGCGUCAGGAUGGCAUCGAGAACCAUGUCGUCCAGGACAUCACAGUCGACGGCGAGGACCUGCUUUCCAUCGUCUACGAGCUCCAACGGACCCCGUUCGGGCCUGCGUCGGCAGAGUUCAUGGGGUACAACAAUCCCGAGAAGAUGCGCUUUACGACUGGCACCGACAACGUCUCUACGUCGAGCUCGUCCUCUUUCACACCCGCCGCUGAACCUCAUUGCGCAUCGCCAUCAUCGUCAUUGUAUACCAUCCCCAUCGCCUCGAGUAGCUGGAGCCACACGAACACGUGUACGGUACCUCGAUCAGAGGACUCGUCACUGUACAAUUUCGGGCAGGGCAGGCACUGUGUAUCGCCCUUAUCACCGGCAACGUCUGACAUGGGAUCGACUGCGUAUCCUUUUUCCUCGUCGGCCCUCUUUUCGUGACCUCUCCAACCCUCUCGGAGGUCGAUGUCGCGGUGGAGCAGGCCUGUGCGUUCGGUGCUCGGGUGUGAUCGUUGUCAUCGCUUCAUCGGCGAAGUUAGACAUACGUAGUCACAUAUGCGCUUUUUUCUUUUUCUCACCUCUUGUCUCUCCGUAUGCUUUUUGCUUCUUCCGUUUUUGUCUUUGGCCUGGACACGUGUAGGAUACCGAUCGAUGCGAUUGCAUUGCUGUGUGCGCUGCGAACGCUUGUCUCUGUUUCUAUCUUGGAAUUUGCUUGGAAUGCCCCAGCCGGGCUAUGGAUACGAUUUCAACUUUUCACUUUUUGACGACUUGAUUUUACGAACCUGCAUCUGACUGAAUCUUACCAUAUUCCCCCUCCGGCUUCGUCCAUCCUCCGAGUGGGUGACGAGUUCCCGCUACUUACUACUCGGUUUGGUCCGCCGUUGUUGUUUAUCCCUUGCUCUGCCCUGUUACGUUGUUACGAACGCUCCCACCCCAUCCCGUCUCA
Messenger RNA from Stereum hirsutum FP-91666 SS1, 2092 nucleotides. RefSeq lists its product as uncharacterized. Bases 49 to 1587 code for a protein of 512 amino acids. The transcript is spliced from 4 exons. Gene Ontology annotation, biological process: regulation of DNA-templated transcription. Gene Ontology annotation, molecular function: DNA-binding transcription factor activity. NCBI's taxonomy places the organism in Eukaryota, Fungi, Basidiomycota, Agaricomycetes, Russulales, Stereaceae. The record is from RefSeq and is a predicted model, not a curated record.